AGCUGGCUAGCUAACAUUAGCCGGUUAGCUAAUGUUAGCCGGUUAGCAGGGAGGCAGCUAGGAGCGAAGACAGGCAGACGGAGGAAGAGGAAUAAAUGAGCAGCAUCUCUACAACAGUUUCUUGGUUUGUCAGCUGAUGUAACGCAGCGACCGGCUGACAGCUUCGCUCCAGCAGGUUCUUCUUAUCUUCUUCUUCUUCUGCUCGAGUGUUUCUAUUCCGGGUUUCUUCCAUCUUUGGUCGGCUGCUUUCUCUGUCGCUCCGCCUCUGGCUGUUAUAAAGCGCCGUCGUCCUCGCCUCCCUCCGUCUGACCUCACGCUCUGCAGCGGCAUGGCUCCCAAGAAAGUGGAGGCAAAGAAGCCGGAGGUGAAGAAGGUGGAGGUGAAGAAGGAGGAGGUGAAGAAGGAGGAGGCGAAGAAGGAGGAACCUCCCCCUCCCCCCAAACCGGCCGAGCCUGAGCCCAAACCGCCGGAGGUGGACCUGAAGAGCAUCGUGGUGGAGUUCUCCGCCGACCAGAUCGAGGAGUUCCGUGACGCUUUCACGCUGUUCGACGAGACGCCCGCCGGCGAGAUGAAGAUCACCUUCGCUCAGUGCGGAGACGUGCUGCGAGCGCUCGGACACAACCCCACCAACGGCGAGGUGCUGAAGCUGCUGGGGAGGCCGAAGGCGGAGGAGAUGCACUCCAAGCUGCUGGACUUCGACACCUUCCUGCCCAUGCUGCAGCACGUGGCGCGCUCCAAGGAGCAGGGCACCUUCGAGGACUUCGUGGAGGGGCUGAGGGUCUUCGACAAGGAGGGGAACGGCACGGUGAUGGGGGCGGAGCUCCGCCACGUCCUCGCCACGCUGGGAGAGAAGAUGACAGAGAACGAGGUGGACCGGCUGAUGGUGGGACAGGAGGACGCCAACGGACUCAUCAACUACACCGAGUUUGUCAAGCACAUCCUGGCCGGCUGAACACACCUUCUCCUCCUUCUCCUCCUUCUUCUUCUCCUCCUCCUUCUUCUCCUCCUUCUCCUCCUCCUUC
This is a messenger RNA of Thunnus maccoyii (southern bluefin tuna), 1022 nucleotides long. Its product is annotated as myosin light chain 1, cardiac muscle-like. NCBI's taxonomy places the organism in Eukaryota, Metazoa, Chordata, Actinopteri, Scombriformes, Scombridae. The transcript has 2 exons. Gene Ontology annotation, cellular component: myosin II complex. The record is from RefSeq and is a predicted model, not a curated record. The coding region runs from base 329 to 952 and encodes 207 amino acids. Gene Ontology annotation, molecular function: calcium ion binding.